AUGACCGUUACAGAGACCACUUUGACAGAGCCCCCCACCUUGAGUGCAGAAGAGCGUCUGAAACGCAAGGAGCUACGCAGGGAGGAGCUAUACCGGCAGUACUUUGAGGAAAUCAAGAGGCGCUUUGAUUCAGAGAGGCUUGUGGACUGUUCUGUGAUAGUGGUCAAUAAACAGACAAAGGAAUAUGCCGAGUCAGUGGGACGGAAGGUGCGGGAUCUGGGCAUGGUGGUGGAUCUCAUCUUCCUCAACACAGAAAUGUCACUGACUCAGGCCCUGGAGGACGUAGGCAGAGGAGGGUCUCCUUUUGCCAUUGUCAUCACACAGCAGCACCAAGUUCACCGCUCCUGCACUGUUAACAUCAUGUUUGGCACACCACAAGAACAUCGCAACAUGCCCCAAGCUGAUGCCAUGGUACUGGUGGUAAGGAAUUAUGAACGCUACAAGACCGAGACCCAGAUAGGCAGCAAUGCCAUCAUUGUGAAAGAUGUUCGUGUACAGAGAGGUGAUAUCCAUGGUGGUAAGUAUGGUGUUCUCAGUGAGAUUGUUAAUUUUAUGGAGUUUCUGGAAGAAGCUGGUUGUGUCCUGGAGGAAGCUGGCCCUUUGUGUGUAUACAGCAUAUUAAAACUUCAUAUUUCUAUAGAGUCUGAGGCUCUCAAAGUGCUUAACAAGCCUUAA
Molecule: messenger RNA, 675 nt
Organism: Caretta caretta (loggerhead turtle)
Lineage: Eukaryota; Metazoa; Chordata; Testudines; Cheloniidae
Source: RefSeq, a predicted model, not a curated record